Molecule: messenger RNA, 1554 nt
Organism: Pyrenophora tritici-repentis Pt-1C-BFP
Lineage: Eukaryota; Fungi; Ascomycota; Dothideomycetes; Pleosporales; Pleosporaceae
Source: RefSeq, a predicted model, not a curated record
AUGAAAAAGUCGAAGAGUACCCAAGACCCUGCUAAAGAGGUUAAGAGGGACGAAGAUAGCUCACUAAGGGAGAAUGUGACCGCCUACAUCCGCUCUGCUCCUUCGAGCUCUAUAUCAUCACCUCAAACUGACGAUUUCCCCCAGACCUCCUACAUGAAUGGGCCUGGUGACGAUCUAAAAUCAGGCCUUGAGAACAGGAUAAUAGCAAAGAAGGGUCCAUUGGACACUGCCAGGGGUGCAAAACGGCCCUUCACAUUCCCACCACAUACGAGAACUUCCAUCGGACAAUUGACUUACAAGAUGUCUAGUCUUCCUGCAUUCUACAUCAAACGAGUCGGGACAGGGACCGAAACGGCUUCAGUAAUGAAUCCAAUCAUGAGUCGUAGAGUACGCCACAACGCACUGAAACUUAUGCUCGAAGACAUCGUUACCAGCAAAGUAAUCCGAGACUCAAUCGUCAUUGAUACGCGAGGAGGCCCCUACGAAGACUUCCUCAUUAUGCCCUUCUACAUCUCCGAAAUUGCAGAGGUGAAACGCGAACUGGGUGAAGGGGUCAUUUCAGUGUUCAAGACCAUGACGCGUGUCCACGAAGGGAUCAAAGGUAUCGAGCCACAGAAAGAAUACAUCUACUGUAGUCUCUUUGAAGGCAUAAAAUGCAGUGAUAAAACGAUGCCAGACCUCUACUGGAAGACCAUCAGGUACUUCCUACGCGCUCGCGCGACAAAUCCCAAGCAACCUUGCUCGCUCUACGACGCCGAUGCCGAGUUCUUCCCAUCCUUACCACAAGCAUCGAGCUACAAGCCUAUCCGCCUACUGGCCAACGGCCCGGAGAAUGACACCACCUCUCCCAAGACUGACCUUCGAAUUCGCUUCUCCCCGUCAUUCCACCCCAUCUCCAAGAAACUGGAGCUUAAAUUCGACAUUGUUCCUUGGGCCAAGAAGCAGAGAUUGGACCAACUCUUCUUCAAUAUCUUUGGAGAACUCGCCAAAGACGUGAAACUCACGAUACACAACUUGAGGGCACCCUUGAACAUCUUUCGUGGUCUAGUCGUUCGACGAAUCUAUCCUCCUGGGGGGAACCCACCUUUCAGUGGACCCGGAAGCGAGGAUGAAUUUGAACGGCCGGAGAACGGUUGUAGUUUCAGGAUCUGCAACCUAUGUCCUCCGCAUCGGGUUCCUAACGUGAACAAGAACGUCCAGGAUUACACCGUCUAUGAGUACUUCAACAAAUUCAUCCUCGACGGCAAGUCAGAGAUCUGCCAUCCGGAGCUACCUCUCGCACGGGACCAACGAGGUGAUUUCUAUCCGCUCGAAAUGCUCGAACUCGAUCACGACACCGCACUCCCCGGACACGACGAUAUCAACCGCGUAUUGCAGGCAAGGAUUUGUGGGGAGAAUUUUGACUGGGCCUUGACCGAAAAUACCAUUAAGAAAACGGGCGAUGAGUUCAUAGAGAGGGCUGCCAAGAGUACCGACGAGACUAGGCCUCCUCUGUUCGACUACAAUCUGUUGGAUCAUGCGAAUGUGCAUAGAAUGAAGCUUUGCUUCGUCUAG